AUGCCUGCCGAGUCAUCAAACUCACAGGAUGGCCCUGUCAAGAGACAGACAGAUCAGAUAGCACCGGAAACAUCGCUAGGAACUGCUAAGGAUGUCCGUUCACCAGACUCGCACGGUGGAUCCAAGGCGGGGGACCAUGACGUCGCAAGGGGAACAGGAGUUUGCCGACAAACCGUGCCCGCUUUAAAUAUUGUUAUUCAAGUCAUCGGUUCUCGAGGCGACAUUCAGCCAUUUGUGGCUUUGGGGAAAAAGCUCAAAAAGCAAGGGCAUCGUGUUCGUGUGGCCACCCACGAGAAAUUCAGAGACUUUGUUCUUCAGGCUCAUCUUGAGUUCUUCGACAUCGGUGGAGAUCCUGAACAGCUAUUCUUCAGUGCGAUUGGAAAUAUCGUCACCGGCCUCGUAACCGCCCCCGCAGGUAUUGUUACGAAUGUGAUCUCCGUACGUCGCGUUCUCACCCGUCCCCACGCGCAUAGCGAUCCUCAAACCCAGUGUGGAUGUACAGAUCAUGGCACAGAUCAGGAAAUGCCAGACAGCACAGAGGGCAAUGGAGAUAUCGAUACUACCACAACAAGGGAUCUUUGCCAGCAUCUUAAUGAGGACGCACGGAAUUUGAAUGAAAAGCCAGAGAGUGUUCUUCACCCGGAGGCACCCACAAUGAUCCGUAGCAACGUUCCAACCGUUGGAUUUCAUGGAGUUGUGUCAGAAUUAACAGUGCAUGGCGUAAGAGGGUUAAAAAAGCUCGCAAGAAUGGCCUUGUGGCUACCCACAGAUAUCACUAUUACCCUGGCUAAAGGGUUUCGCAAUGCCCCGAAGCUAUAUCACGAUUAUGCGAUUCCACCCAAUCCAAUUUUGACUGGACUUCGAAGUGGUUUGAAGGCUGCCGGAAAUGAAUUCACGGGCGGCUUGUACCACGGAAUCACUGGUUUGGUCAUUCAGCCCAGGGAUGGUCUAAAAUCGGGCGGGGGCAAGGGGUUGGCUAAAGGAGUUGGGAAAGGUAUCGGUGGGCUUGUAUUGAAGCCUGUUGCUGGCAUAUGGGGGUUGGUAGGAUAUCCUUUAGGCGGCCUACGCAGGGAGCUUCUCAAAUCUCUGGGCAAAGAGGUAGAGAGAAAGAUCAUCCGAGCACGAAUUUUGCAAGGCUCAGAGGAGGUCGAGGCAUCAUCUUAUGUGCAAAGAGUCGAGGUCAAGAGAUGGGAUCGACUUCAGAGAUGA
Messenger RNA from Penicillium daleae, 1209 nucleotides. RefSeq lists its product as uncharacterized. Gene Ontology annotation, molecular function: hexosyltransferase activity. The record is from RefSeq and is a predicted model, not a curated record. The transcript is spliced from 4 exons. Lineage: Eukaryota; Fungi; Ascomycota; Eurotiomycetes; Eurotiales; Aspergillaceae. The coding region runs from base 1 to 1209 and encodes 402 amino acids. Gene Ontology annotation, biological process: carbohydrate metabolic process.